Fibroporia radiculosa is the source of this 1527-nucleotide messenger RNA. RefSeq lists its product as uncharacterized. Gene Ontology annotation, molecular function: iron ion binding; heme binding; monooxygenase activity. The transcript is spliced from 11 exons. Lineage: Eukaryota; Fungi; Basidiomycota; Agaricomycetes; Polyporales; Fibroporiaceae. The coding region runs from base 1 to 1527 and encodes 508 amino acids. The record is from RefSeq and is a predicted model, not a curated record.
AUGGUAGGCUCUUUGUCGGAACUCGCUCUGCUUACACCUAUCCUCUAUGCGGCAUACUUACUCUACAUGUCGCUGAGACGAAGGAUGGGUAACAUUCCGACUGUGGGCGGCACCUCCUUCCCAGUGCUUUCUUACCGUGGCUCCUUCCAUAAUAUCUUUCAUGCGGCUGAAACUAUCCGAGAGGGCUACGCCAAGUACAAAGGCCAUGCGUUCAAAUACGCCGAGCUUGGCAACUGGAGGGUCAUUAUCACAGGACAGCGCCAGAUCGACGAACUUUGCAAGGCGCCGGACACCGUUAUCUCUUUUGCUGAAGCUGCGAAUGAUUCGGCACAAAUCGUGUAUACUUUUGCGCCUGAGGUGCACCAUGACCCGUAUCAUGCGCACCUUAUCCGCACACAGCUCACGCGUAACCUCGCUCGGAUUUUCCCGGAGAUGCACGAUGAGCUCAUGGCUGCCUUUAACGAUGAGGUACGGGUUGUUGGGGAAGACUGGACGCGAGUUCGGCUCAAGGACGCUGUGACCGAGAUUGGCUUCCAUUAUGUGAGCUCUAUGGUCUUAUCAAAUACCCUCAUCGCUAAGGCAGAAUCUGGUGUUCUAGGCAGAAACUCAGACUAUUGCCUCCUUAACAAGACAUUCACUAGGGAUGUCAUUGGUGGCGCAUUCAUCAUCAAGCUCUUCCCGCGGGCUCUGAGACCACUUGUUUCCCGUUUUUGCACGAGCGUUCCUGCAAGAAUAAACCGAGGUAUCAAGCACUUGGAGCCCACGAUUAAGGAACGCUUUGAGCAAAUUGAGAAACAUGGCAAGAAUUGGGCUGAUAAGCCGAACGACAUGCUUCAAUGGCUGAUUGAUGCUGCUCAGGGCAAGGAACGCACUGUUCGCGCAUUGGUCUUACGCGUUUUGGCCGUCAACUUCGCGGCCAUCCACACUACUUCUGUGACGUUUACCCAAGUGAUGUAUUACCUUGCCGCUCAUCCGCAGUACGCCUCGGUCUUGAGAGAAGAAAUUGAAGCUCUCGUGCAGCAGGAAGGGUGGACGAAGGCUGCCGUGGAUAAGAUGCACAAAACGGAUAGCUUCGUGAAAGAGGUUCAGCGUUUUACCGGUCUUGGCGCUUAUGCUAUCAAUCGAAAGGCCUUGAAAGAUUUCACGUUUGCUGAUGGGACUUUUAUUCCGGCUGGCACCAUGAUCGCUGCCUCUGCUCGACCGAUUCACUUCGACGACGAGAACUAUGCGAAUCCAGACAUGUUUAAUCCUUGGAGAUUCUCAAACAUGCGAACAGAUGAGGGUACCGGGCUCAAGUACCAAAUGAUCAGCACUAGCACCCAGUAUUUGCCGUUCGGUCAUGGUAAGAAUGCAUGCCCUGGACGGUUCUUCGCAGCGAACGAGGUCAAGGCGAUGCUUGCCCACGUCGUCAUGACAUACGAUGUGAAGACGGUGGAGGAUGGCGUUAUUCCGCCACCGUUUUGGGUAUUGGCGUCCCUGGUCCCAAACGGCAAGGCCGAUGUCUUGUUCCGGAAACGGCAAACGUAA